GUUCUCGAGUGCCAAGGAGCACCACUUCUUUGACGUCCCAGAGCGCUGGAGGCGCGGGCUGAGGUACUAUGCGACGUCGUUUCCACGCUGCUCGGAGGCGCAGCUGACGCUGGACGCCACGCCCAACUACCUGUCCUCUGCAGGCGCGGCCGCAAGGCUUGCACAGGCCUAUGGUCCCGCACGGCUGGCGAGAACGAGCUUUGUGGUCGUGCUUUGCGAGCCAAUCCGGCGAGCCCAAAGCGCGCUGUACCAUUUCCGUGGCGUCAUGCUGGGCGCGUUUAUUUUCCCGCUGGUACCCGCAGAGCAGCAGACGCCCAUGACGAGGCACAUCGGGUGGCCGUGGCGCUCCUUUCGUGACCGUGUGCAUCGCGACGUCCGUGCAAGGACGUUCAGCGGCGCCCUGUACGCAAUGGGACGCUAUGGCGCGCAGCUCGACGCGUGGCUGGAAGCCACUGGGCGCCUGAGCGUAGUGCCCCUACCGCUCUACUCGAGGCACGAGCUCGCGACUCUCCGCGAGAUUGAGUGCCGCGUGAUGCACCGGAGCGCUCAUGGCACUGAUCCGCCGGCCGACGCGUGCGACGCAUCCCGCGUGCACGAGCCACCCCCCGGCGCUCGGAUCAACUCCAACUCCCACCCGCCUCUCUGGGCGGACAUCGAUCGCGCGGACGCAGCGACUCUCGCGACGAGCUUUGAGUGCUCUAACCAGCACGUCCACGUGCUUCUCGAGACACACCCAAACGUCAGCGUGCUCCCCGCCGGAUUUGGCAAGCAGGAGUGGGUUCACUUCCUCGAGCCGGCGUACCUCCCACCUCCGGAGGCUCGCAGUCGUGCGCCGCCGUGGCUCGCGUACGGCGCCAUCCCACUGAUGCAGGACGUCUUGACGCACCUGUGGCGGCCCUCAGCGCCCACCCCGCGGGUGGGCCGUGAGAAUUGGGUGCUCGCGCUGCUGCUCUUCGCGCUGCUGCUGGCUGGGCUCACCACGGCGUGCGGCUGCACCGUGCACGUGCUGCGAUUCCGAGUGCCAUCCCGGAGCGCAGUGCUAGUGUGACGCAGAGCGCAACGCGGUGACCGGUGUCGCCGGUGUGCACUCUCUUGCUUCGGAAGCGAAGGGCGGUGCAUUGGCACGGUGUGGGGGCGGCGGCCGCAAGCACCGGUCCACCGGUAUCUGUCAAAUCAUUGUGGGGAACUGUGUGGGCAGCCCUGGUGUGGACGGUUCUUUUGCGGUAUCUUGAUGUAUCUCUCCAUAUCUGACCGUAUCCC
Molecule: messenger RNA, 1260 nt
Organism: Emiliania huxleyi CCMP1516
Lineage: Eukaryota; Haptophyta; Isochrysidales; Noelaerhabdaceae
Exons: 1
Coding region: 266-1048 (260 amino acids)
Source: RefSeq, a predicted model, not a curated record